Molecule: messenger RNA, 1734 nt
Organism: Colletotrichum destructivum
Lineage: Eukaryota; Fungi; Ascomycota; Sordariomycetes; Glomerellales; Glomerellaceae
Exons: 2
Coding region: 256-1443 (395 amino acids)
Source: RefSeq, a predicted model, not a curated record
CUAGAGUAAAAUAAGGUACCUACCUACUUACCUGCCUUUGACGAAGCCAGCGCUUUUGCACACACCCAGAUAAGCUCCACCCCCAAGUGUCUGUCAAUCGCUAGUCACUCAACCAACCGCCUCUCUACCUAUUCCGGAGCCAACUUUCCUCUUGUCCCCGGUUCACCUCCGGGAAAAAGGCCCAUCCGUCCCUUGCAGCUGCCUGCCAGUUGUUGAAACCCGACACCCCCUAGAGCGGGUAGAUCGCCAAGGGCCAUGAACUUUCCUACUUCAUCCAUUAACGACUUCGCAUUCACUCCCAACGCACGCUCGGACGCCCAGUCACAGCAGCAGCAGAAUCACCACCCCCAGCAACAGGCUCACUUCUCGUCCCGCCAUUUACAGCAACAACAGCAACAACUGCUGCAGCUUCACCAGCAGCAGCAUCCCCUGCCGCCGCCGCCAUCCCCUCCACCCGCGUCAUCUGCCACCGCGCAAUCCUUCUCCGCCGCCCAGCAAGCCUUCGCACACGCGCAAUAUCAACAAUUAGCCCUCAUGAACGGUAUGAACGGUGGCAAUGUGCCUAAUGGCAUGGGCGGCAUGCCCACCCCGGCAGGCCAGCAGGCUGAGCUCAACUAUAUCUAUGGCAUGGUCGAGGAGCUCAGCCGGCAGCUCGCGGAGAACCGCCGAGUCACUGAGGAUAUUGUGUCUGGUCUCGGAAGAGUACGCAGCCGUGCGAGGACGCAGGGAAUGAGCAACGAGGACCUUAUUCACAACGCUGCCGAUGACAUUCGCGCCCAAGAACGGAACCUCGAUAACUUCAUCUCCAUUCUCUCCGAGUCCCUCGAAAAGGCGAAGUACAGCCGCGACGCCAACGCGACCCUCCUAACCCAAUACGCGACUGUACUCGCCGCGAUGCUGAAGCAAUUCCACGAGUACAAGGCAAAGCACGUCACGGAUGUCGCCGCAUGGCAUCGUUCCUACCGGUCCCAGCUUGCCGAAGCACGCGCCGAGAACAGCAGACUCCGAGAACAGAUAUGGGAGAUGCAGGAGCGCGCCGGAAAAGCCAACGAGGCGCUGCGUAAGUUCCGUCGCAAGUACGACGAGAACGAGGCCAGAUGGGACCGACGCGUUGAGGAGGUGGCUGCGCGCCAGGAGUUGCGUUUCUGGAAGCGCAUGGCCAUGCCUGAGGUCAGCGACGACGACCCCUGCUGGAGCGACGACGACGACCUCAUCGACUCGGCGGAGAAGGAGCGGCUUAAGGAGCUGGAGAAGAGGGUUGCACAGGAACAACUUGCUGGGAGCCAGCAGAUGGGUGAAGAGUACUCGCGUCCCCAGUCACCAGAAUCUAGCAUGAUGGGCGGCGUUCCCAUGCAGAGAGACCUUGGCAUUCCCAUGCCGAUGCCUGUACCUCCGCCACGUCCUUCGAGCGCGACGUCCAGUACUGGAUCUUCUGGUCAAUGAUUGAACAUACUGGUUUACGCAUUUUUGAAGCAUGCGAUCGGGCAUCAUGGGCGCAAGGGGAACCUAGGGUAAAAAGGAACUUCACCGGCGUUUGGUAUCAGGUCUGGGAUGAGAGGAUGGAUUUGGGAGGAUCAGCCGUAUUAUACCUUACGUUAUGCUUGCCAAGCAGUCUAUCUCUGGGCGAUUACUGUCAUGAAUACCGUCAUAGUUUAUUGGAAUAACGACUUCUAAUGAUCCUGCCUAAUGUUUAGACUGCGGCUCACCCUAUUUACAGAAACAUACAAACCAUAA